GCUGCCGCUCUUCAUCGUUUCCUACAUUUGCGCCGUUCUUUUUGUUGUUGGGCACGGAAACGUGUUGUGCGCACUUUCCCAAAAAUUUUCUCCCCGCCCCCCAUCAUGAGCCAGAAGACACAGAAAUCGGUGCAAUUCCACCAGAUGGAGCUGGACCAGCGCAUCCUUAAGGCGGUCGCUCAGCUGGGUUGGCAGCAGCCCACGCUUAUCCAGUCCACUGCAAUCCCGCUGCUUCUGGAGGGCAAGGACGUGGUGGUGCGUGCUCGCACUGGGUCCGGCAAGACGGCUACCUACGCUCUGCCACUCAUCCAAAAGAUCCUCAACUCGAAGCUGAACGCCAGCGAGCAGUGCGUGAGCGCUGUGGUCCUGGCGCCCACAAAGGAGCUCUGCCGGCAAUCGCGGUCAGUGAUCGAGCAGCUGGUCGAAUCCUGCGGGAAGGUGGUCCGCGUGGCGGACAUCGCCGGCAGCUCCAGUGACGCGGCGACCCAGCGGCAUGCCCUGGCGGAAAGACCCGAUAUCGUGGUGGCCACUCCGGCCAAGCUUCUGGCCCACGCCGAGGCCGGCGGAGUGGUGGACUUGAAACAUGUGGAGACGCUGGUGGUGGACGAGGCGGAUCUGGUGUUUGCUUUUGGCUACGAGAAGGAUUUCAAGCGGCUGCUCAAGCACCUGCCUCCGAUUUACCAGGCCGUCUUGGUCUCCGCUACUCUUACCGACGACGUGGUGCGCAUGAAGGGCCUGUGCCUAAACAAUCCGGUGACGCUAAAGCUUGAGGAGCCGGAGCUGGUCCCGCAGGACCAGUUAACGCACCAGCGCAUUCUGGCUGAGGAGAACGACAAGCCGGCCAUAUUGUACGCUUUGCUUAAGCUGAGGCUUAUACGCGGCAAGAGCAUCAUCUUUGUAAAUAGCAUCGAUCGUUGUUACAAGGUUCGCUUAUUUCUGGAGCAAUUCGGCAUCCGCGCCUGCGUCUUGAACUCUGAGCUGCCGGCCAACAUUCGCAUUCACACAAUCAGCCAGUUUAACAAGGGCACCUACGACAUUAUCAUUGCCUCCGACGAACAUCACCUGGAACAGCCGGGCGGCAAACCGGCCGGCAGUCGAAAGUCGUCGCGCAGCGGCGAUAUGGAGUCAAGUGCCUCGCGGGGAAUUGAUUUCCAGUGCGUAAACAACGUGAUCAACUUUGACUUCCCCAGGGACGUGACGUCCUAUAUUCAUCGUGCUGGCAGGACGGCCAGAGGGAACAACAAGGGCUCCGUUCUGUCCUUUGUGAGCAUGAAGGAGGCUAAGGUCAACGAUGCCGUGGAGACGAAGCUGUGCCAAAGCUUCGCCGCCCAGAAAGGCGAACAAAUCAUCAAGAACUAUCAGUUUAAGAUGGAGGAGGUGGAGUCCUUUCGUUACCGUGCCCAGGAUUGCUGGCGAGCCGCUACGCGUGUUGCCGUUCACGAUACUCGCAUCCGAGAGAUAAAGACGGAGAUCCUGAACUGCGAGAAGCUGAAAGGAUUCUUUGAGGAGAACAAGCGCGAUUUGCAGGCGCUGCGACACGACAAGCCACUGCGCGCCAUCAAAGUUCAGAGCCACCUGUCCGAUAUGCCCGAGUACAUAGUGCCCAAGGCCCUGAAGCGAGUUGUUGGCUCCACAUCCCUGUCAUCCGCUGGAGCUUCGGUAUCCAAACAGCCGCGUCAAUCAGCUGCCAAGGCUGCCUUUGAACGACAGAGCAACGAUCCGCUGAUGGUCAGCCAAGUGGACUUCGGCUCAAGACGACAAUCUUACCGUCGGAAAAAAAAGGCGUUGUAGACAAGCAACUGCCUCCGGGUCAAAAUAGUAAUUUGUAGUCACUUUUAUCUGUAAGUAAAUAUGGAUCGCUUAAAUUAAGGAAAAUCUGAUUGUCUGUUUGUAGUUUAACGGAGAUAUAAAAACAGCUUAAAACAUUUAA
Drosophila ficusphila is the source of this 1930-nucleotide messenger RNA. It is a transcript of the gene Hlc, whose product is annotated as probable ATP-dependent RNA helicase DDX56. NCBI's taxonomy places the organism in Eukaryota, Metazoa, Arthropoda, Insecta, Diptera, Drosophilidae. Gene Ontology annotation, molecular function: nucleic acid binding; ATP binding; RNA helicase activity. The record is from RefSeq and is a predicted model, not a curated record. The transcript is spliced from 4 exons. Gene Ontology annotation, cellular component: nucleolus. Bases 106 to 1791 code for a protein of 561 amino acids.